GAACGAAAGAGAGAGAGAAGUUUUUUCUAUUUUUAGAAACUUAUGGCAAAUGGAAAAGUGGACUGGAAUGUGGAAGUAGUGGAUUUCAUCAUCAUCAUCAUGACUUCAUGCAAAGUCGGUUUUUACACCAAGUAAACAUUUUUACAACGCCUAGUAAAAGUAAUUACUCUGUUAUUUCAGUUUUAAAAAGAUUUAGGGUUACUAAGUCUACUACUACUCGUAGAGGUGUUUUGAGGUGUCAACCACCAAAGUUUUUGAGAGCGCCCAACUGGUCUUGUCCCAACUGUAACUAUCAGUGGAAGUCUACUGACCAACCAAAUCCUACUGUAUUGACUGAUAAAGACUCUGGAAAGCAGUUUUCACUAGAUUGGAAAAAAUUGUCACAGUGGUUGCCUAUUAAUAGUUUUGAUAAACAAACACAGUUUGUAUUGUCUCUGCUAUCCAACGUGAAAGUUUCAAGUGUUGCUGACCGCAUGUAUUUGUUGGACUCUUUUACUCGUAGCGCCAAUAGAGAAAGACUAGAAAGAGAAAAGAGAAAAGCACUCUAUCAAAAGGUCAUCGAAGAACUGGAAAGAUAUGAUGCCUAUUGUACUGAUGUCGACGAGGAAGUUCGUACCACAACAACUUUGGCUUUUAGUGGAGGAGGUGUAUUAGGCAAUGCUUAUGUCGGUGCACUUUCCGUAUUAGAACAACAUGGAUUGGACUAUAGCAAAAUAACCAAAUUAGCAGGUACUUCAGCAGGUGCUUUAACAGCCGCAGCUCUUGCAGUAGGCCAUAAUGCAGACUCCUGUAAUUGUAUUUUAAGAAAGACAGGAUUCAAAGAACUUUUCUUUCCUGAAUACUCUUCAGUUUUAGGUAUGCGUGGCGGUUCGUCAGGACAGAAAUUGGAAGAGUUUAUUGGAAGUGUAUUAGCAGAGAAGACAGGGAAUCCGGACAUCACUUUGAAGCAACUGUAUGAGGAAUAUGGAAAAGAGUUGGUUUGUGUAGCAACAGAAUUGGAUACUUUACGUGAACGCAAAUUCCGUUAUCAAACUGAUCCAGAUUUACCUGUUCGUCGUGCUGUUCGAAUGUCUUCUAGUGUUCCUAUUAUACUAGAACCUGUCGAAUAUAAUGGACAUUUGUAUGUGGAUGGAGGUUUGACUAACAACUUUCCUGUAGAUGAGUUACCGGAUCGAAAUGGCAUAGGAAUGGUUGCGGAUACUUGGGAAAUAUUGGCACAGAUGAGAUACUUUAUUCGUUUGGAUGAUGCAGAUCCUGAAGAGAGAGACUUGGUUGCUGCUAUGCGAGAAAGAUGGGAACAUGUAAGUAGAGAAAAGAGACGUAUUGUUUCUGUAUUCGAUGUUGCUUUUGCUUCCAUUCGGUGUCUUGUACAGAAUAACUUUGCUCUGAGGCUUCGAAUAGCUGAUGUAGAAGAAGUUAGUCAUGAACAUAUGCAACCUCCUAGAAAUUGGUGGUUAUGUGUAGGGGAGAUUGAUAGUUUUCAUUUAGACUUGGACCAAGACAAACAACAGGAACUGUACAAUAAUGGCAAGUUAUCUGCGUUAUUUUUGAUCCAAUCCUGGAUGCGGAGGCUGAAAAGAAAGGAAACGAAUAUCUUAAAAGAUGAAAUUUUGGAAGGAGAUUGGAAAGCACCCGUUGAUUUGUUAUGGCAAGCUUUGAGUUUGGUAUCAUUGACUGAAACAAAACCAAUAUCUUCAUUGGAGCAACAAACAAAUGAAUCUCAACCUCCUUCAUCAGAUGAUAGUUAUAUGGAGACGCAAGCCAAGUGGGAAACUUCUCUAGCAGAACAAUGUGAAGGAAAGGGACUUGGUGUGCUCACGGAACAGCAAAUGAGUAAGACAUUAGAAGAUACAGAAGAAGAAAAGAGUUCUCUUCAAGAGCAACUCAGUAUGUAUGAAACUAUUGUUCAAGGGAUUCGGGAUCGUUUACGACAACUGAGCAUUUUGUCCAAAUCAAAUAUUUCCAAAGAAAAAGAAGAACAACAUGUGAUGCAAGACGAAGAUGAAUUGGAAAGAGACAAAAGUGAGGAGCAUGUCAUACACCGAGAUAUGUAAAGAAAAUAGGAUAAGAAAUAGGCAAAAAAAUUCGAUCCAUUAUAAUAUUUCUGAAUAAACUAGUUGCUUUUGAA
This is a messenger RNA of Galdieria sulphuraria, 2128 nucleotides long. RefSeq lists its product as uncharacterized. The transcript has 2 exons. The record is from RefSeq and is a predicted model, not a curated record. The coding region runs from base 108 to 2054 and encodes 648 amino acids. NCBI's taxonomy places the organism in Eukaryota, Rhodophyta, Bangiophyceae, Galdieriales, Galdieriaceae. Gene Ontology annotation, biological process: lipid metabolic process.